Pecten maximus is the source of this 4203-nucleotide messenger RNA. RefSeq lists its product as uncharacterized. Gene Ontology annotation, biological process: cell surface receptor protein tyrosine kinase signaling pathway; multicellular organism development; positive regulation of kinase activity. The transcript is spliced from 21 exons. NCBI's taxonomy places the organism in Eukaryota, Metazoa, Mollusca, Bivalvia, Pectinida, Pectinidae. Gene Ontology annotation, molecular function: protein binding; ATP binding; transmembrane receptor protein tyrosine kinase activity. Gene Ontology annotation, cellular component: signaling receptor complex. Bases 1 to 3516 code for a protein of 1171 amino acids. The record is from RefSeq and is a predicted model, not a curated record.
AUGACGGAUGCCGCAUCACGGCAUAAGCUCACUUGCCCUUCUGGCAGUUGGAAACACAGAUGGGUGACCAGGUAUAGACAAGAGUAUAAGUACCGCUGUUGUAUUGGGUACACUGGAUCCGGUUGUAAUACCCCCAUCUGCUCACCUCCAUGUGUUAACCAGGGACAAUGUGUGUCUCCCAACCAAUGCAAAUGUCUUCAUGGUACUAUCGGAAAUACCUGUUCGCAAAUGCAAGCGUCACCUACAAUGUUAAGAUGCAGUGCCUUUCUUCUUAUGAAGGAAAGGUCUUCCGGAAAGGAAAUGUACCGUUUCAUGACAGACUCUUCGUCCCCAGAUAACCACAUGAUAGAUUUGAUCUGGGUAAAUCAGCAUGACUACAACAUCAUAAAUAUCUACUUCGAAGCUGACUUCUCGCCAUAUAUACACAACUUGCCCGAUAGCCGUUAUAUCCAGGACUAUGCAUUUGGUAUUGUGGAUGCUAACGCACAGUUGAACUUAAACAAAAUUACACGGCCAGGUCAAAAUGUGGUAUCCAAAAUCCAACCAAAACACUACAAUUGUGAAGGCUUUCCUAGAACCUCUGAUAUAAAGCACAGGCUGGAAUGCAACAUCACGGAUACAAAUUUUAACUGGUUAUUGGAGCAUGGCGAUAACUUGACUGUCACAGUAACCGCAACGAAUGGUGGAUACAGGCAUAUAUUGAAUCAAAACACUCAUCAUCUUGAGAACACAGAGCGUUUUGUAGGGAGAACAUCCACGAAAAAAAUGCAGUAUAUGUUCGACUUUCAUUCACCAAGACAUUGUAGCGAAAACAAGAGCUGUGUUCAUAAUGAAUCUCCGCUUCACCUCUCUAAUGACAUAAGUAAGAUGCCAGUCACAAUAACUUGGGGUGGUUGGAUUGACGAUCUGUCCGGUGUCAAUAUGUAUACAGUUUACGUGUACAGACUUAAGCCAGACAGCAGGACAGGGGAGUUAACCGAAUCUAACACAAAUGUUUCUUUGUUCACAGAACACGUGAACAUAAGCGAAACAUUCCCUAUUUACACGCCUGAUACCAUCGGUAUGUAUACGAUUCUACUGGAGGUUGCGGAUAAGGCCAGUAAUAAUUUGUAUGCCAGACGACUAUUCCUGUACGACAACUCUUCCCAGAUUUCUAUAAACGAUAAUAACAUGAGCAUAUACGGGUCCGUUGGAGACAAACACAUAUGGAUAUCAACAUUGCAAAAUGAAAGUACUCUAGGUGCGCCAAUUCAUUUAAGUUGGGCUAACCAUUUUAUUAACCAGGAACAUGUGAACCUGAAACUUCUUACACGAGUUUCUCCUUUUAAGUCGGAUUUAUUUAAUGGAAUUCUACAUCGGUGCGUAAAACCAGGUCUGGAUGACAAUGAAGGUUCCCGCAUGAUGCAGCCUAUCAACAAUAUACACGGAAUCGUACGUGUAGAAACGGCUUUUAAGCGUGACAAAGAUGGGGGAACGACCAUAACUCAAACUCCUACGGAUGGCUGGAAAACCGUAGCUGGGUAUCUGAACGAGAGCACAUCUAUAAACGUCCCCCGACAGGACGGCGAUUCAAUACGUAUAUGGGUGCGUGUUUUUGAUGUUGUAAACAACAGUGACACAGACGCUAUACUCUUGAAUGCCGACUCGUCACCACCGGUUAUCGAACAGCCCAUAUUCCUCAAAAACAUACGUAAUUCAACGUUCCCAUUCGCUAGUAGAAUUUCGAUUCUGGCGUCUGACAAACACAGUGGAAUACGGCUAAUCAAAUGGAAAUUAACUGCUAAUGAUUCAGAAAAAGUGUUUCAUUCCGGAAGUGAGAACGGAAAUAUAACUGAAAGAAAACCAAGUCUUCAGGAAGGGGCUUGUACUUCUGUUGGGGAAUGUUUCUACUUUUAUAAUGAAUUUGAGGUCAACAACUGCUGGUUUAAGGUGCCUAAGGACGACCUUCCAGCACAAGUAACAAACAUCGACAUCGAAGUUUUUAAUUCUGCAAUGUUAAGUUCAUUUGGACGAUUUCAGGUUGACGAUUUAACUUCCUUGAAUGGGAUGGAGGAAUAUUCUGGGCCAAUGCAUCUUGAGGUAACUGGUACAACGUCAUACAGUGCGAAUUUUCAGUGGCGCCAGGGACCGAGCUGUUACGACCGAACCGAUAUUCUUUUAAUGUACAACGUUUCUGGACAGACAAAAUCAAUGCAUAUUCACAAAGACUCGAAGUAUUACACACUUGGGGACCUAGACCCGGAGACUAAAUAUACUGCGCAAUUUGUCGUCGUGUAUGGAGACGAGCGAAGUGAUCCCAUCAAAAUUACAUUCACGACAGGAAAGUAUGAAGGUCUGGCAGCUGGGUUUAUUGCCGGAAUUUCUAUAGUUAUAUUGGUCCUCGUUGGGUUACUUAUUGCCGGGAUUGUGCUCUGGAGGACAGGAAGACUCAACCGCUACAAAGAGUCCAUAUAUGGUCAUAUACAGCGACGAACAACCACACGCCGACGAUCGAACGCCUACUCAGAUUAUAAAACUGCCAAUAAACAAAACGAUCGAAAGUCUUUUGCGAACUUGGCUUAUUCGGAUGUCGGAGACGAUGAUGUAUAUAUGUACGGCCAAAUGGUGUUUAAUGAGCACCAAUCAUGGGAGAUACAACACGACCAGGUGUCCUUAGUUGAAAAAAUGACUUCGGGAAGGUUUGCCGACAUCUUUAAAGCUUCACAAAACUGCAAAAAGAACAAUAGAAAGAUCGUAGUGGCUAAGGUGCUAAAAGAAUCACAUACCGAAAUAGAUGAAUUGGUAAUGAACGCCAAGAUCAACUUUUUUGCGACAAAAGUCGGUUCCCAUGCCAACGUGAUACAGUUCAUCGGAGCAGUGCUUGACAACAAACCAUUGGGCCAAUUCAUGCUGUUGGAGUUGUGUGAGACAGGCGUGAUGAGGACGUGGCUACAGCAUCAGAAAAAAAAUGUAACAGACAGUGAAGUAGAUGCCUUGUAUCGCAUGACGUUUGACAUAGCUAAGGGAAUGAAUUACCUUGCCUCCAAACAGAUUAUCCAUCGUCACUUGGCUGCUAGAAAUAUUCUCCUCACGUCAUCACUGGAGGCCAAGGUCGCAGGAUUUGGACCCACGAAAGAAACCGAACAACAAGAUGGUGACGCAGGAAAGGCAAGUACCAUGAAUACCACGAUACGUAAUGAAAAGGUGCCAAUCAAAUGGAUGGCUCCAGAAUGCAUGACGUCAUUAAAAGAGGCAUCAUUGAAGAGUGAUGUGUGGGCCUAUGGAAUUGUCUUAUGGGAAAUAUUCAGUCUUGGUGACACACCAUACCCAGGGUUACGUAGUAUGGACGUUGCCACCAAAGUAACCAAUGGCUACCGUAUGAGUCGCCCAGAGUAUUGCGCAGAUAUGCAUUACGAGUUAAUGAAGAAAUGCUGGAAAGAUAAACAGUCAGCACGACCGAAAUUCUCAGCAAUUGUUCAGGAGAUCAGCAGUACCUUCAGUUCAAGCCAGGACGACUACUAUUACUACACAACUUAGUUAAAACACAAAAGGAUUAGAUCCAACCCUGACAUAAUAAACAUCAUAGGCUGUAGCUACAGCUGCUAUUGCUAGAUUUGUGUUGCCGCCACCACCAUUGUCACUCUAAUUAAGUCAAUCGUCUCUACUUGCUACCUUUACUUCUGCAAAUAUAUAUUAAAUAAUCAACUAAGGCCAAUAUCGUAUAAUUCAUGUAUCAUUUAUCAUUAUAUCAAUGUAUCAUUUACAAUAUUCUUAUUAUCAUGUACAAAGUAGAUAAUGGAGGAAGCUUUUACAUCAGAAUAUGCAAAUUAAUGGUAAAUCAUUCCUGUAGUAGUUAAACAAUAUAAUGAGUGCUCGUGAUGCAGCCAGCUAUGACUUUGUCGAGGAUGUGAAACAAAAGACAAAACAAAAUGUGAGUACAUGAAAAAGAUUAAUCCACUGUUGGAAAAAUCUCGACUAUGAUUUCGGAUUGUUUUUGUUAUCAGUGGCGUUUAUUUCAAUACAGCUUUUGUAUAAUAGAACAUAAUUGCUUAUCUCAAUCUCAUUCAAACUGAACAUAAUAUCAACAAACUAAUUAUGAUGCACAAUUAACAUAAAACAUAUAUUGUAUAUCAAUAUGAUACCGAUUUUAAUGUACAUGAGCUGACAUUUAUUUUCAUUUUGAACAUUUGCUGUUUUUCGCGAGCAAUGAUAUAUAACUUGUAU